Messenger RNA from Stylophora pistillata, 594 nucleotides. Its product is annotated as phosphatidylinositol phosphatase PTPRQ. Gene Ontology annotation, biological process: cytokine-mediated signaling pathway. NCBI's taxonomy places the organism in Eukaryota, Metazoa, Cnidaria, Anthozoa, Scleractinia, Pocilloporidae. Gene Ontology annotation, molecular function: cytokine receptor activity; cytokine binding. Gene Ontology annotation, cellular component: external side of plasma membrane; signaling receptor complex. The record is from RefSeq and is a predicted model, not a curated record.
AACCCACUGCUGCUCCUUUAAAUGUGACGGGACAUAACACCAGCUCAACCAGCAUCUUAGUAGAGUGGGGUGAUGUUCCAGCAUUUGAUCAAAAUGGUAUUAUUACGAGUUACAUCAUUACCUACAGCUCGCAAGCAGUGAAUCUUAUUUCGUUUUCUGAAGCUGUUGCCAUUGACCGUCAAAAGGAAUUAACAGGUCUUAGAAAGUUUGUCAAUUACAAUAUCACAGUACGUGCGUCGACUUCGAAAGGCGAUGGACCAGACAGUAGCCCUAUUGUUGUUAGAACAGACCAGGAUAAACCCACUGCUGCUCCUUUAAAUGUGACGGGACAUAACACCAGCUCAACCAGCAUCUUAGUAGAGUGGGGUGAUGUUCCAGCAUUUGAUCAAAAUGGUAUUAUUACGAGUUACAUCAUUACCUACAGCUCGCAAGCAGUGAAUCUUAUUUCGUUUUCUGAAGCUGUUGCCAUUGACCGUCAAAAGGAAUUAACAGGUCUUAGAAAGUUUGUCAAUUACAAUAUCACAGUACGUGCGUCGACUUCGAAAGGCGAUGGACCAGACAGUAGCCCUAUUGUUGUUAGAACAGACCAGGAUA